Molecule: messenger RNA, 1760 nt
Organism: Sorghum bicolor (sorghum)
Lineage: Eukaryota; Viridiplantae; Streptophyta; Magnoliopsida; Poales; Poaceae
Product: blue-light photoreceptor PHR2
Exons: 4
Coding region: 112-1455 (447 amino acids)
Biological process (GO): photoreactive repair
Molecular function (GO): FAD binding; DNA binding
Source: RefSeq, a predicted model, not a curated record
UUCCCCCGCCUUCCUUCCCCUCCGACCCACCGGCAUCUCACUCCUCAUCCGCAGUCUGCGCACACCACCAAAUCCCUACCUCCUCUCAUUCACUCGCCCAUCUCACCAACCAUGGCCGCCGCGUCCGACUCUGACGCCGGCGCCCAGCAGCCGCGCGACGACCCCAGCCUCCUCCCUUUCGCCUCCUUCUCGCUCGCCCUCUCCAUCCGCGCGCCGGCCACCCCCACACUCGCCUCCGUCCCCUCCACCAUCCACCUCCCCACUCAAAUCUCUACACUCGCCGUCUGCCUCCACCCCUCCGCCGCGCAGCCUCCCUCCCGCCGCCCCACCCGCCUCAAUUCCGCCACCUCCUCCGUCAUCGCCCCGCUGCCCUCCUCGACGCCGGGCCUCUCCCGCUCCUUCCCCUCGGGCGCGCCCGCCGCCGCGGGGCGCCGCCGCACGCUCGUCUGGUUCCGCGCCGACCUCCGCCUCCACGACCAUGAGCCGUUCCACGCCGCAGCGGGGGCGUCGUCCUCCCUCCUCCCUGUCUUCGUCUUCGACCCGCGGGACUUCGGUAAGUCCCCCUCGGGGUUCGACCGAACGGGCCCGUACCGCGCCAACUUCCUGCUCGACUCCGUCGCCGACCUGCGCCGGAGCCUCCGCGCCCGCGGCGGGGACCUGGUGGUGCGCGUGGGCAGGCCCGAAGUGGUCAUCCCCGAGCUCGCGCGGGCGGCGGGCGCGGAGGCCGUGUACGCUCACGGCGAGGUAUCGCGGGACGAAGUCCGCGCCGAGGAGAGGGUGCAAAAGGCUGUGGAGAAGGAGGGCAUCAACGUGAAGUACUUCUGGGGUAGCACGCUAUACCAUGUGGAAGACCUUCCCUUCCACCUCGAGGACAUGCCGUCCAACUAUGGCGGCUUCAGGGAGGCCGUGAAGGGUUUGGAGGUUAGAAAGGUGCUGGAAGCGCCCGAGGAGGUCAAGUGCGUGCCCAUGAAGAAUGUGCUCGAGCCCGGCGACAUCCCCACGCUUGCUGAGCUCGGGCUCACUGCGCCACCAGCCAUGGCACAGGACUCGAAACCUGCUGUUGGAUCUACUCUCAUUGGUGGUGAGACAGAAGCUCUGGAGAGGUUGAAGAAGUUUGCUGUAGAAUGCUCUAUGCAGCCAAACAAAGCAGACAAAAGCAAUACCCAAGAUAGCAUAUAUGGUGCUAAUUUCUCCUGCAAAAUUUCUCCAUGGCUUGCUACAGGUUGCCUCUCUCCACGCUUCAUGUAUGAGGAGUUGAAGAAGCAUGCUACUAGAGCAAUUCCUUUUGGGUCAACACCCAAGAAUAAUGAUGGCACAUCUGAUGCUGGGACAAAUUGGUUAAUGUUUGAGUUGCUAUGGAGAGAUUUCUUCAGGUUCAUCACAAAGAAGUACAGUUCUGUACAGAAGACAUCUGAAGUUGCUACUGGUUGCACUCCCGCCCCAGCGCUUGCAUGAACAUACUUAGACAAGCUGAUUGCCAGCUGCUUUUUGGGUGAUAAACUUAUGUGCACUUUCAAUGGAGUCUGAAAUUUUCUUUUUUUUUGCCGCCAAUAAUGUUGGUAAUCGAAGUAAAGGCUGAAUGCGCAUUCUUGCGUUUUGGUUGGUAGAUCUCAGAAGGGAUCUUUGUAUCUGAUUCUGUCGACAUUCCUCUGAAUGACCGUUCAAUGCAAUGAUGUGAGCAACGUAUCGGCUGUUGUAUAAACUUGUUCUGUCGACAUUCCUGCAAAUGACUGUUCAAUGCAAUGAUAUUGUGAGCAACC